This is a messenger RNA of Morone saxatilis (striped sea-bass), 1243 nucleotides long. RefSeq lists its product as uncharacterized. Bases 188 to 1099 code for a protein of 303 amino acids. The record is from RefSeq and is a predicted model, not a curated record. Lineage: Eukaryota; Metazoa; Chordata; Actinopteri; Moronidae. The transcript has 3 exons.
CUUCUAAGUGUAUCCUAAUAGAAGGGAGGAGGGUGUGGUUUAAAGGCAUGCUGACAUUUGCAAUCAGCAGUCAGUGAUGAACACCUGUCCAUCGUUACCUUCUCAGUCUGGGAUUGGCCAGUAUUUCCUGUUUCAUUUUUAACCGAUGCUCUGAGAGAGGAAGAUAGCAUUUCAGCUGACAAGCAAAAUGGCCAUGUGGUUUCCUACAAGUCAGUUGCUCCUCAUUGCACUGUUGAGCUGGAAUGUCCAUUCGUUUCCUGUUAAAAACAGCUGGAGCUGGCGUUAUCCUGAUGAAGGCAGUCUCACUAACAUGGAGAUGCCUCCUGGUUAUUCAUUCCAAAGUGCUCCUGCUCUGCGUUCCAGUGCAAUUUACCCUGCUGUUUCAUUCCCAUAUGAAGGAGUGAAUACUAGUCCUGCAAUGUAUCCAGCAAGCCCUACUUCAGACAUAUCCAGUGUAGGUUCACGAGUACACUGGGAACUUCCUACUCCUGCUUCGGAUCCUGUGGAAGAGUCUUCAACUCCCUACACUGAGUCCAGAACAUCUCAGCCCAUACCUGAUAGCCUUCCUCCACCUUUGUUUCAGGCAGGUGAGCUUGAUACCUAUGAACUGAACUCAGAGAUUGGUAAUUCCGAACAUGAAACUGAGGAGUCAAGCUUAAUGCCAACGCCACCACCUCCUCCGUAUCUGGAACCUGAUUUUCAGCCUGGUGAGUUGAGUAACUAUAACUACGUCUUUGAGCAUGGAAAUGCAGAGAGGGAAACAGAAGAACAAGGAUACAUGCCCCGACCUCCCUAUGCCUCAGCUGCACAGGGAGCUGAAGAGUUGUCGUCUGCUUCCAUGUCCGAACUCCCCGUGCAGCCAGUCUCCGAAAAAAUGCAACCACUUGACCUGAAUUACUACCUCUUCUUGACCGGUCAGCUUCCUCCUAGCACUCUCACUCACUUCCAGAAAACCUAUGAGUCUGGCAUAGACGACUGGGCUGAAGACCAUUAUGAGAGAUACGAUCCUAUGGCUGAAAGUCCAACCAUCCCCUCUCAAACGAAGGAGUUUCCCAGUGAUGGACUUUGGCAGCAGCCCCAGUACUAUUCCAAAGCUUAACCAGAACUGUAAGCCUUGUAAACCAACUUGAUGCAAGUCAGGGUAAAGACAGUUGUAGGGUCCCUGCAGUUUACUAAACGUGUACUCAUGUCUGUGUUCAAAUUGCUUGUGACUUCUAAAUAAAAUGUUUUGCUGAAAACUAAA